UCUCGAUAUCAGCUUAAGCUGCGGCAAUAACCUCCACACUUCAAGACACGAAACGAUGCAUAAAUGAGAGGACACACUUAUCUGUUUCCAGUGUGCGCCUAGGUAUCAUGGCGAGGAAGUAUCCCCGCCUCAACUUCGCGGUUAUCCUCUGCUGCAUCGCAGUCCUCCUCAGCCUUUGCACCAUAGUUGACGCAGCUUCCGCCACAUCCUUCUGUAAAUGCACAUGCUUCUCGAAUAGCACAAUCAUCGCUCUCGACGGCUCGAAGCCCUCCACCACCGCUCGAUCCGGUCCGCUUUCUCUCGCUCGCGACCCGAAGAAAGGGUCGGGGACAUGCUCGAGCUGCAACAAGAAGUUCUGCCUGGAUUAUAAUCUACCGAUAUGCAAGGACGCGACGGAGGAUGAUGUCGUCACGACAUGUUUCCAACGAGACUCGGCCAAGGACCAGGCGGUGGUCUUACUGUUUAUCAUUGUGACGGUUGGGCUUCUGGGAUAUGCGGCAGUGCGGCCAUGGGUCGACAAAUGGACGGAGACUGCACGGGAGAGGCGUAAUUACAUUCCAGUAUCUAGCCGGAGCGAUCAAUGAUAUAUGUUACACGUCGGCGCCAACUGAAGUCCCUCUAUCUCCUCGGUCC
Eremomyces bilateralis CBS 781.70 is the source of this 633-nucleotide messenger RNA. RefSeq lists its product as uncharacterized. The record is from RefSeq and is a predicted model, not a curated record. The transcript has 4 exons. NCBI's taxonomy places the organism in Eukaryota, Fungi, Ascomycota, Dothideomycetes, Eremomycetales, Eremomycetaceae. Bases 108 to 584 code for a protein of 158 amino acids.